Molecule: messenger RNA, 315 nt
Organism: Staurois parvus
Lineage: Eukaryota; Metazoa; Chordata; Amphibia; Anura; Ranidae
Source: the annotation of a GenBank genome assembly
AUGUAUGUGAAAUGGUUUGAUACAGUAAUUUUAUACUAUGUGAUUUUAGUGUAUUUAGUGAAUGUCACUUUUUCACCUUUUGAAUUUCCCGCCGUUCCGUCCCCCAUACAUCCUGACGUCGCAGGGAACGGAGCCCAGAUGACAGAUGUUGGCAUCGGCCGGAGGACAUUGCCGGGAACACUGCAGGGGGGACAUUGCGGGAGCGCAGGACAAGGUAAGUAAAGAAGGGAUCCCGGAGCAGCGCCGCAUGGUAAGCCAGAGUGUAGAUCGGGGUUACCGCUUGUGCUACACUCGGGAAUACCGCCAGGGAGGUUA